CUCUCUUACGUCCGCAGAUCAGACAUAAAUACAGCCGUUUGGAAACCGUUGGGUCAUUCGCUUCGACGAUAUCAACGCAACGAUGUCCGGAAGAGGAAAAGGCGGGAAGGGGCUCGGUAAAGGAGGCGCCAAGCGGCACCGGAAGGUUCUCCGUGACAACAUCCAGGGCAUCACCAAGCCCGCCAUCCGCCGCCUGGCCCGCCGCGGCGGCGUGAAGCGGAUCUCCGGGCUGAUCUACGAGGAGACCCGCGGCGUGCUCAAGGUCUUCCUGGAGAACGUGAUCCGUGACGCGGUGACGUACACCGAGCACGCCAAGAGGAAGACGGUGACCGCCAUGGAUGUGGUCUACGCUCUGAAGAGGCAGGGCCGCACCCUGUACGGCUUCGGGGGAUAAACCCUUACACACACCCGAACCUGGUCCACCACACAACGGCUCUUUUAAGAGCCACCCACCGCCUCUUAAAGAGACCGUUUCCAUUAUCUGGUUAUUAGAUAGUUAAUU
This is a messenger RNA of Etheostoma spectabile (orangethroat darter), 502 nucleotides long. Its product is annotated as histone H4. Gene Ontology annotation, cellular component: nucleosome. The coding region runs from base 83 to 394 and encodes 103 amino acids. Gene Ontology annotation, molecular function: protein heterodimerization activity; DNA binding; structural constituent of chromatin. Lineage: Eukaryota; Metazoa; Chordata; Actinopteri; Perciformes; Percidae. The transcript has a single exon. The record is from RefSeq and is a predicted model, not a curated record.